AUGCAGAAGUUUCUCAAAGUGAGGCCAAGCCAAUCAGUCAUCUUCAACACAUGCAGGUAUGAAGAGAACCUGGAGCUGGGCAAGCGGCACUACAAACCGCAACAAUUUGAAGGCACUUUGAGGGGCAUGCAAUGUUUGUCAUUGGAGUGCACGUGCGGCGACCCCAGCAAUCAUGAGGCCAUCAUCGGUCCAGAGAAAUCCAAGGCGUCGGCCACGUAUCCAGAGGCCCUUUGUCUGGCCUAUGCAAAGCUGGCCAUUGAUCAUCUCAAGAUGAUGGGGAAGGAGGAAUUCCUACGAUCUCGCAUGGCCUCACUUCAGAACGUUUUGGACGUGACGAAGGCAAAGAUAGUGAGGAGGGACGACGAAUUUGGCCCAGACGCCAAACUGCCGGGCCAACGAGAGAGACCCACACGAAAGACCUCUCGCUCAAGAUCACGGACGAAAACUAAGUUUCCUUCGCUCAGCCCGCCGACAAGGAGGGAGUACAAGGCAGCUACAUUGGGCGACAACACGAGGAGCCCAGCAAGGCCGCCGUUGAAGCGCAGGAGGCGGGACACAACCACACCUGUGAAGCUGAAACCGGCCAGGGACGUAGGAGAGACACCCGAAGCAUACUGGCAGGGCGGCGAGGGCAAACACGAAACUUUGAAGCCCAGCUCAGCCAAAGACGCCAACCCAGCCUUAUUGGAGUUCAUAGGAGGCAUGAGGGAUCCAUACAAAGUGGUGCUUCCGAGGGCAACUCUUCUUUCUCUGGGCCUUCGCAUCCGGGCAGCAUGGGAAGCAUUCGAGAGGAAACACAAGGGAACGUCAACAGUAGCCGAGACCUAUGGCACCCCGGAUUGCGACAUGAAUGACACCUUGGUCAAAGAAUGGAAGGCCACGCUCAAAAAGGUGCUGGGCGCUAAAGCUCCCCCCAGUGUGAAGAUGAAGCCCAGGUGGAACUACAUGUCUCCUCUCGACCCAGAACUCCUAGAAGCCUGGAUCUCGAAAAGCGCUGAUCCCGACGACAUCAUACCAGAUUGGGUGAGGAACGGAGCUCCCUUGGGGAUUGAGGUACCCAUCCAGACAAGAGGCAUUUUCCCUUUGAAUGUGGACGACAACAACUUGGAUUACCAUGGUCAACAUGAACUAGAAGACGCAGGUGCCCAGAUGAGCCAUGGCGACAUACCCAACUAUGCUUCAGUCCUCGAUCAUGCCGAAGACGCAAAAAUCGAGUUGGACAGGUACCGGAAGGAAGGUUUCCUAGUAGACGUCGACAAAGAGACGGUUACGAAGGAAAUGGCUCAUGGAACAAUCUCCAAACUGGGCCUGAUCAUCAAGCAGAAACCCGAAGGAGUGAAGAGAAGGAUCAUAUUGGACCUCCGCAGAUCAGGGGGCAACAAGAAAGCCAGGUUGCCGGAAAAACUCGUCCUGCCCCGUCCGAAGGAUGCCAUCAACAUGUUCAGGAACGUCUUCGAGCAACGACGUCCUUGCGGAGCAGACGAAGGAUAUUCGAGGGAGCUGGUCGUGGUAGACAUCUCUGACGCAUUUAUGUCCCUCGCAGUGCACGAAGCGGAAUUGCCGCACGCAUUGGCACCAGAAGUCAACGGACCGAACUUCUACCUCUUCGUAGCCUUGCUGUUCGGGUUCAAGACGGCUCCAUUGCUAUGGUCACGCAUAGCAGCCUUGAUCUCGAGAUUGCUGCAGUCGCUCGUGCAGGGCAAGGAGGCACAACAUCAGACAUAUCUGGACGAUGGCUUAUGGAUUCUGCAGGGCACGCUGGCCGAACGCAAUAGUGUGCUCUCCAUGAUCCUCACUACCCUCUUCGCCCUGGGCCUGAAGGUAUCACUCAAGAAGGGCCUACGCUCAACUCAAGUUCAAUGGGUAGGGGUCCGCUUCACUCUGACGGAGGACUCCAUCAUCCUGAGCCUCCCAGACAAGCUGUUGGAAGAACUCAUCCAAACCCUCCGGUCUUGGGACAAAGCGGGAAUGGCCCCAAUCAAAGAACUACGACAAGUCGCAGGCAGAGCUUCAUGGGUCUCAGGAAUUUUGCCCCGGACACGAUGGGUCGUAGCUGUGCUCUACCGAGUCCUGCAUGAGAGACUCAAUGACAUUGCGUCGGGCAAGGAAUCCGAGAGACGCCAGAACAGAACCGACCAACGUUCAAAGGAUGGUCUCUUCGUGGUCAAACAAUUGGAACAACCACGGGUAUGGCUCAUCAAAUACCUGGAGGUCGCCCGGGCCAAACCCACCAGGCGUCUCAAGCUGGACACCACGAAGUACCCGAAGGCCACCAUAGUGACGGACGCAAGCCCGUUAGGGGCAGGAGCCAUCCUACGGAUCAACAACCGCCUGGUGAGGGCCUACACCACGAAGGUCACCCAUCGCGAUGCCAGACUUUUGGGAUUUGAAGACGUCUGGGAGCAAUCAUCCUCCCAAGGCAUCGUAGAGACCUUGGCGGUCCUGCUGGCGUUGCAACACUGGAAACGGGAUCUACAAUCCUGCAACGUGGAACUGCAAGUCCAGAGUGACAGUCUAGUCGCCCUGGCAACAUCGAAACGACUGUCGAGUGCGACGUCCACACUGAAUUUCCUGGGCGCCGAGAUCGCCCUCACGUGUGAAGAAAUCGGCAUCGAGACGCUGAGGACUUCUCACAUUCCGGGGUCCGCCAACAAGGCUGCAGACUGGCUCAGCCGCCCGGACAAGGUAUCUAAGGAAGAGGUGCCAGACGAACUCCGGGACAUUCCCGUGCACUCGGACAAACAAGUCCGGGGACCAGAGUUCUAUCACCUGGCACCUCCCCAGCUGGCUCCCGAUCUUUGGAAGCCCAGCUCUGCGGCCAACAGCCUCACGCCCUACGUCGACCCAGGGCCUUUAGUGCCCCUCGAGAAGCCAUGGAUGCCGUGGCUCUUCCCGGUGAUGGUCGGGAUCGGGGCCCUUCUCCUGCUAGUCGUCUUCCUCAAGACGGUCUGCGACAUUCGUGACACGGAGAUCCCACACUUGGAGGGAAGACCAGCUGAGGGGCAGAGAUUGCUGGCUAAUCCUGGACUAACCAUGGACUCCGGCUACGGCACGAGGGCAACUGAUCUUGCGAGCUCCAACCAAGAGGACUCCUUCGACCUAUGGAGCUUGCGGGAGGCAGACGUGAACAGCCCCAACAAGAGCAGAACAAUAUCGAGCCAGGGACAGGAGUCAGAACCAAGCAACACACCGGAGCCUGAGGCGCACAAGUUUCCACCGGAUCCACCUGCGCUGGGUUCAGUAAGAAGCUCAUCACCAACGAAGGGCCCAUGGUGGAGAGAACUGUUAGCUUCGCCAGUCAAGAAGCUGCGCCUGAGCGACAUAGGGAAGAACAUCAAAGCAUUAGCCAUGCCGGCGCUGGAUCUACCACCUCAACCGAUGCUGCAGAGCCCCUAUCCUUCAGUCCCAACCGUGACAGAAAAGGACAGAAGAAAGGACUUGCCAAAAAGGCGUCUGACUCACAACAUAGCGAAGCCAUCAAUCAAAGCGGCCGUCAAACUAGCCAAGGCCAAGAACGCACUGGCAGGCAUCGUGGCAAGGGUAGAGGAAGAUUUCUGCGCCAACUCAUCUAGGGCGGCAAAGAACGCCAAGAGAAAUACAGUCAACCAAGUUCUUCGUGCAGGUGGCGAAGGUUUUCCGUUGACACCAUUUGCGCUGAAAAUGCUAGCAGGUACGCUCAGAGAAGCGGGUUACAAAUCGACCAGCCAAUACCUCGUCGAAGCAAAAUUAGCACAUGUGGAAACAGGGCACGCCUGGACGAGCUUGCUGGAUCGCCACUUCAAGCUAUGUAUGGCAGCCUCAAAAAGGGGCCAGGGCCCUCGCAAGAAAGCGGCAGAAGUGCCAGAAGCGGAGUGGACGGCUCAUUCGUUGUUGGCCGACCCUCUCACCACCGGCAUGAAGGUCAAUCUACCGACCCACUUAUUUGCAUGCAGAGUACAUUGGAUGAUGCGGGAGAUUGAGAUCGCCGCGCUCACAGCGGAAGACAUCAAAUUCGAGGAAGCUUCACGAAUGGUCACCAUCAACUGGAAAGAAUCCAAAAAGGAUGCCGAAGGGCACGGAAUAUCCAGAACCCUUCAAUGCGUUUGCGAACAUGGAUGCGACCUUCGUUGCCCGUUUGCCGUCCUCGAGUCCCUGGUCAAUUUGGCUGCACUCAGAGGAACCCCAGGCGGACACAUUGCUUCCAACAGAAAGGGCAAACCUGCGUCCAAAUCCGACAUCGUCAAGGACUGGAGAAAGCUAUAUGGAGACGAAAUCACAGGCCACUCUACGCGCCGGACGGGUGCGUUGCAAUACAUCCGCAGUGGAUGGCCUGUGGCACAAGUAGGAUUCCUGGGCAGAUGGAAAAGCAACGUAAUCCUGGAAUAUGCCCAGGAGGCCUUGGAGUCCUUAGCAGUCAACAACUCUGGCUGCUUUGGCUCCAACACCCAGCAAAUGCAGCUCGCACAGCAGCUCAUCAAAGGAAACUCCGCUGAAACAGCACCAACCAAAGACAACUCCAUCCAAUCGAACAAGGCGAACACGAAGGUCAUUUCGAACUUACAGAAGGAGUUGGACUCGUUCAAGGAUGACACAAAAGGAAGCCACUCAAACUUGGAGAAGGCAAUCAGGGAGUUGGAAAACCGUAUGGGCACGGCUGCGAAGUACCUCCCGAAUUUGGUCAAAUCUGUGAAACAGCAGGUGGUUCAUCUGAACACACGCACACUGCUGUACUCACCUCCGAUCGGCUGGAGGACUAGGUGUGGAUGGUACUUCCACGCCUCCAACUAUGAGUUUGCGGAUGGAAUUCCGCCCAAGAAGCAAGGAACUUCCACCCAGGAACUCCACCUAGGUACUGAACUGGUGGAGCGGUCGCCGGCAGACAUUGCGCAGCAACGGCCGGAGCUGACGCCCAAAGAGCUACGGACCCUUGCUGCUAAGCAGUUUAUGGCUCUCAGCGUUGAGGCCGAGAAUGGCCGAGCUGAAGCGCACUUGACUGUCCUUGCUGGAAUCUUGGCCUUGCCCCCGCGCUUCAGACAACAGCACUGUAAAAGCGUCAAGCGGUUGAAAAGUUCCGUGACCUCAGCCUUUGAGGAGGUCGAUGAAGCUGACUUUGCAGGUGGAGGCUUAGGUCAGUUGCAUGACUUGGCAAUUCGAUCACAAUCGAAGAGUAACAAAGCACUGACGGUAGUGGCAUGGGUGCGGCGACAAUGCCGCCUGCUUUCAGAUAUCAAAAGGGUGCAGAUGGUGAUCCAGAUCUUGUAUCGUGAGCAGCUGCUGUCAUUGGUCCAUGGUGCCAUCGUGAAGGAAAGCAAAGCUCGGAAGAUGCUUCCGAAGACGAGCCCCGAGCGCUUUCUACACCAGGUGCGCUUCAUUUUGCACGUGGAGCACGAACGAAGCUGCAUCGACAGUAUGGUGGAGAAUUGGGCCAUGAUGCAACGCAUGCUGAACUUCAAGGAGACGAGUGAUUGUUCCCACCUGAAUGAGCGCGUGGAAAAGGUAUCCAGCUUCUGGGGCGAAAGGGUGAGCAACUCACCCAAGCGAUCCAAUCAGCGAUCCGAGGAGGCACCAUCUUUUCAGAUGUCAAGAGCACCCUCAAGACCAGCCACUGCCGAUGCUGGAUUUGAGCCUCCUUUCAUGCCGUCCCGCAGUCGCUUGGGAACUCCAAGCACCCUACGACGCCGUGUGCUGAAAGAUAGGGUAUCUGCGUUGAUGAUUGACGUGACAUCAGAGCAGCUGAGUGAGCAGAAGCCAUUGCCUGUGCAGUACAAGAAACUCCCAGGAUGGGCGAAGGAACAGAAGCCCGCCACCUCGAGCUCAGUCUCCAAGUCUCAAUCCUUGACCACUCUGCAAGUGCCCGAAGCCAGCUGGCGUGCAGAGGCACCCUUGCGUUGGUCGCGCAGCCAGGAAAGCAAAAACUUCCAUCGCAGCACAUCCUCCAAGUUCUUUAGCGCCACCAGGGUGGCUCAGGAGUGGCGAGAACCACCAGAUGUUGCUCUUCCUGGAAAGCCGCCAUCACUAGAGGACCGCUAUGUGACUACUUGUCGAACGCAACGGGCGGUGCCUGUGCCCCUUUCCUUCUUGGAGGGCCAGUCAUCAAAGCUUGAUGGGCGAGAUAUGUUGGAGGCACAGAUGAUGGCCUUGGUGGAUAUCGUCACAGACGGUCGCGUGGAAGAAGUGAACAUGGAGAACAACCGCCUUGUCACAGAUCAGUCGCUCGCACCUUUGUUCCAGAAGCUCCGUGCACCUCACAUGAGAGAUUCGUUGCGGACCAUCAACUUGCGGCACUGCCGCGCUGGUGUGAACACCCUGGAAAUGUGUGUAGAGCUUUUGUCUGUGGCGAUGAACCUGAGACACGUGGACAUGAGUGGUUUGCAGCUUGCAGUGAAAUUGCAGCUUCCUCUCUGCAUGGGUUUGGGAAGUCACCAAACACUGGAAACCGUUGCCCUGGCGGGUGUCGGUUUAGGAGGUACAUUUUGCACCGCCGAAUGUGCACGUCGCUUGGUCGGCUCUGUGAGUUUCACAUCUUUGGACUUGAGUUGGAAUUGCUUUGAUGGCGAAGAUUUUCAGCAGAUGGGGAAGCAGCUGAUGCAGACAAAACCAGGGGGUUCAAAGCUGAAGAAGCUCUACUUGGACAGCACAUCCACAACAGUGGGAAAUUUCGAUUGCUCCAUUUCUGAGCUGCUGGAGGCAUUGGCAUACAACACCUCCUUGACGUUUUUGAGCAUCGCAGCCAACCGAAUUGACUUCAAGCCAGCCUUGGUUUUGGAAGAUGCUCUGGAGAAUCAUUCGUGCAUGCGGAAUAUCAACAUCUCACAGAAUCCUCUGGGCAUUCUGGGUCUUCGUAGCAUCCUGCGCCUCAUGGCACGGAAGGACAACGACAUCAGGCACUUCGAUGCCGAAGGCUGCUUCACAGGAGGACCUGAUAUGGAAGAAGAUGUGGGAGACGCGGCAUGUCAAACCUUCUCCUUCACCAACCCAGGUGGCCGCUACAAGCUGCAGCUGGCGCGACCAUAUCAUCGAGCCAUGCUUCGGAUGUUGUGCAAAACGGCCGAACGUUACAAGGUUCCAUGGGAGAGAUGCAUGAGCGAUUUGAACUACUCACUUCCUGAGCGACUUUCAGUCAGCAAGAAUGCGACCACGAAGAUUUGGCAAGCGCCAACAGCUGGAGAUCUCUCCUUCAACUUCAGCUUGGAGAGUCAGAUUGAGGCCAAAUGGAGCAGCCUGGAGGAAGACGACUUUGUGGGUUUUCUGCAGAAACAUUUCGAGUUUACGCGAUUCAAGCCCAGCUUGAACAAAGUGGUGCCGCUGUGCAACAAAUGGGCAGAGCUCAAUGGGAGAUCUCUGGAUCAAGAGGUGUUCAUCCAAGCCUUGGCCAAAGACUUUAACAUGAGUGUGGCCUAUGUGCAAUAUUUGUGCAAAGCUGCGCCAUCCAUGGAAGCGGACGUGAUCAAUGCCAUGCUCCCCUGCACGGCAGAGGAUGGAGGUUCGCGAUAUUUGCUGCUGCAGACAUUGCAAACCUUGCCCGCCUUUGUGACGACCUAUCAAGCCAUGGAGUGUUUUUUGCUCUUCAACGUCUCGAAUCCCACUGGGCAUUACAAAUUGGAACUCAACAAUACCUCGCAGUUUGCCGUGGCACAGCGUCUCUUGCUCUUGGAUCGCUGGGAGUCGGUGAUCAACAAGCGCAAGGGUCGUGUGGACAUCUCCUCCCGAGGGAACGCUUCGCACUUCCGCAACGAGCUCCAUGCGGGGCAGCCACUGCGCAGUGGCUCCGUGGCAGAGUGGACUCUGCCCGAGGCAGAUGAGUUUGAGCUGGACUACGUGAGUUCCAGGCGACCAUCUGCCACAGCCAAAGCAGUGACAGAUGAGCUGUGGGAAAGAUUGAUGGUGAACCUUCACAAGUCUCAAUGCACAGAUGAGGAGCGCUUGAAGGUGCUACGUGCUAUCAGCCACGAGAUCUAUAUCACCGCCAAGCAUAUGCGGCAGAUGAUGGGUUUCUUCCAAGUGUCCGAACAUCGACAGGAAGCAUUCGUGAUGUACUACACACGAAUCAUUGAUGUGCAAAACAUGAAGCUUUGCUACGUGCGCUUUGGCAAGGAGGAGGAACUGGCCCGUCUUCAGUAUCGACUGGGCAUGGCCUAUUUCUUUCCCUUCUUCCAGCCCGAAAACGCCAAAUUUCAACUCGAUCUGAGUCUCAAUGACCAUCAGAUUGUGACGAAAAUGUUGGUCUCACUGGCUGCUCGGGAGAAGUCCAGCAACAUCAGGGAUGCGGUGUGGCAGAAGGAAGAUGGGACCUUAGACGAUUUCCCCAUGGGCAUCCCCCGAAGUUGGGAAACGGCGACACCUACCAGUGGCGUCUUCAAGUGCCGCUACGUCUGUUCUGCAGAUGAUCGCAAUGUUGCCUGGCGGAAAGGAUUGGCCCAGAAAUACAGCUAUUUCCCCCGGGACGUCAAUGACAGUGAUGUGAAUUGGUUGACCGGAUUGAACGAGCCGCCCCAAGACGUGCUGGAUCUGUUGGAGUUCUUCCUGAGUCGGGUGAAGGACAUGGAUGAGGCCUUCAAUAUCAUCGAUGGCGGUGAGCCUGGAUGCACCUCGAACUCGGAGCUGACACUGCGAGAGUUCGAGAGAGGUCUCAGCAGCAUGGGUUGUCAGAAAUUUGCCGGACCUGAUGAGCAGGCACGGAUCGCUGCAGUCUUUCGAUACCUGGAUCCUGGUGGUGAAGGGACAGUCUCCUUAAAGGAGUGGUCGGUCCUUGACCAACUUUGGCAAGAGUUUGACCUUACAGUGAGGGAGUUCGUCCAAUUUUUAACCUUUGCUUUCGGCGAGAACCUCCAGGACGCGUGGCAGGUGCUAGACGAAGAUGGUAGUGGUAGCCUCACCGAAGAGGAGUUUAACGAGGCCGUGCAGGCGGCCGGGUACUUCGGACCCGCGCGGGUGGUCUUUGCUCUGCUGGACGGCUCCGACGAUGGAGAAAUCGCACUGGAUGAGUUGGGCACCCCAGAGAUGGCCGGAGAUGGCACAACUGUAUGGAAAGACAAAAUUGGCUAUAUAUAG
Molecule: messenger RNA, 9030 nt
Organism: Cladocopium goreaui
Lineage: Eukaryota; Dinophyceae; Suessiales; Symbiodiniaceae
Source: the annotation of a GenBank genome assembly